AUGUUGAAAGCUAAUUUUUUGCAAGUUACAAGGAAGAAUGCAUUCCACGUAUCUAGAAUUAUAAGGGAAGAGAUUACUGGGGCAGAAGGGCCAAUUGCCCAAGUAUCCAAGCUAUCCAAAGAUCAAUUGAAAAAAAGGGAGUUACGUAGAUUUACUAUCAGAAAGAGAGAAGCUAAAAUGCCAGCAACUUCGCAUCCUUUAUAUAUGCAAGUCCCACAAGCUUUACGCUUUCUAAGAGCAGCAGAAGUUGGUCAACCCUUGUCUCAGCAAACUAUUAAUCUUACUACUUUAGUUGUUAGUGAAAAGGGUUCACCAAAUUUGGCAGGAGAUAUUGCGUUUGUAACUCCUUUAAAAGAGGUUAAAAUUGCGAUAUUCACUAAUGAUGAAACUCAAAUGAAAAUUGCAAAAGAGAAAUUCAAUUGCUACGUAGUUGGCGGUAGUGAACUGAUCAGUAAAAUAAAAAAUGGUGAAAUUGAAGUUGAUUUUGAUAAAGCAUUUGCUACCCCAGAUAUAGUUCAAGAACUUGGAAGCGUCGCAAGAAUAUUAGGUCCUCGUGGUGUUUUCCCAAGUAUCAAAAAGGGAACCGUUUCAGAAAAUGUUGAAGAUCUAAUUAAAGGUAAUUUAGGGUCCAUCCCAUUCAGACAACUUGGAAACUGUAUUAGUGUUGCUAUUGGUAAAUGUAAUUUCAGUGAUAGACAGAUUUUGGAAAAUUUAAUUUCAGUAAGAAAGGCAUUUAAAGAUUCUGUAAGUACUCAAAAGACAAAAAAACCAAGUAUAUUAGGAAAAACUAUAUUAAGCACUACACAUGGUCCAGGUAUCGUAAUCGACUUCUCUUAA
Tetrapisispora phaffii CBS 4417 is the source of this 837-nucleotide messenger RNA. RefSeq names its product mitochondrial 54S ribosomal protein uL1m (gene MRPL1). Gene Ontology annotation, cellular component: mitochondrion; large ribosomal subunit. The transcript has a single exon. NCBI's taxonomy places the organism in Eukaryota, Fungi, Ascomycota, Saccharomycetes, Saccharomycetales, Saccharomycetaceae. The record is from RefSeq and is a predicted model, not a curated record. Gene Ontology annotation, biological process: translation. Gene Ontology annotation, molecular function: RNA binding; structural constituent of ribosome. The coding region runs from base 1 to 837 and encodes 278 amino acids.